This is a messenger RNA of Arabidopsis thaliana (thale cress), 1070 nucleotides long. RefSeq names its product Integrase-type DNA-binding superfamily protein (gene SHN3). The record is from RefSeq and is marked reviewed. The coding region runs from base 180 to 749 and encodes 189 amino acids. Gene Ontology annotation, cellular component: nucleus. Gene Ontology annotation, molecular function: DNA binding; DNA-binding transcription factor activity. The transcript is spliced from 2 exons. Lineage: Eukaryota; Viridiplantae; Streptophyta; Magnoliopsida; Brassicales; Brassicaceae. Gene Ontology annotation, biological process: regulation of DNA-templated transcription.
AGGGGACAUACAAUAAAUAUCAGUAGAGAGGACGUGGGAAAAGCAGAGAGUUAAGUGAGUAGUUGGAGAUAGAAAGAUCAGAGACGAGGAAUCUCUCUCCCACUCUCACUUUCUCUCCUAUUCUUAGUUCGUGUCAGAAACACACAGAGAAAUUAAGAACCCUAAUUUAAAACAGAAGAAUGGUACAUUCGAAGAAGUUCCGAGGUGUCCGCCAGCGUCAGUGGGGUUCUUGGGUUUCUGAGAUUCGUCAUCCUCUCUUGAAGAGAAGAGUGUGGCUAGGAACAUUCGACACGGCGGAAACAGCGGCUAGAGCCUACGACCAAGCCGCGGUUCUAAUGAACGGCCAGAGCGCGAAGACUAACUUCCCCGUCAUCAAAUCGAACGGUUCAAAUUCCUUGGAGAUUAACUCUGCGUUAAGGUCUCCCAAAUCAUUAUCGGAACUAUUGAACGCUAAGCUAAGGAAGAACUGUAAAGACCAGACACCGUAUCUGACGUGUCUCCGCCUCGACAACGACAGCUCACACAUCGGCGUCUGGCAGAAACGCGCCGGGUCAAAAACGAGUCCAAACUGGGUCAAGCUUGUUGAACUAGGUGACAAAGUUAACGCACGUCCCGGUGGUGAUAUUGAGACUAAUAAGAUGAAGGUACGAAACGAAGACGUUCAGGAAGAUGAUCAAAUGGCGAUGCAGAUGAUCGAGGAGUUGCUUAACUGGACCUGUCCUGGAUCUGGAUCCAUUGCACAGGUCUAAAGGAGAAUCAUUGAAUUAUAUGAUCAAGAUAAUAAUAUAGUUGAGGGUUAAUAAUAAUCGAGGGUAAGUAAUUUACGUGUAGCUAAUAAUUAAUAUAAUUUUCGAACAUAUAUAUGAAUAUAUGAUAGCUCUAGAAAUGAGUACGUAUAUAUACGUAAACAUUUUUCCUCAAAUAUAGUAUAUGUGUUGUGAUUCUAAGACUUGUAAACUGAUAUGGCCUACUGUUUAAAGAGUAGUUGAUAUUUUCUAUUGAAUUUGUGGACAUGAUAUAAUUACAGGAGAUUAGUAUAGUAGUCAUUAUGAUACUUAUGAAGGUACAAG